CCAAUAAACAAAUAUGGUGAUGCUGUUGCCACUCGAAAGCUGCACCUCAAUAAUAAUCUUCCCCUAACAUAAUAGCUUCAAAUAUUAAUUAAGCUUUAGUUUUUGAGUGUUGAAAUUGAAAAUACCAAUAAUUAAUAAUAGCUCCAAACGAAUAAUCUGGAGAAUAUUGUGCAAACCAUGGUUAAGUAAAGAGAAACACAACACCAUUUCAUCAUCAACAUUACACACCAAUUCAAAACCAUUGUUAUUGUCUUUGUCUCUGUAAUCAUAGGUUCACAUCUUCAAUUUUGUAAUCCUUACAUCAUUCCCUUAAUCUUCCAAAACCCACUUCUGAUUUCAACAGGGUUUUUGAAAAACUAGACCUUUUUUUUGUGGGUCAUCUUUCUGCCUUCUACCAAAGAUUUUAUAUGGUAUUAGGCACUUAAAAGUAGGUAUCUUUUUUUUUUUGUUUUUGAAGUGGUGAAGAUAAAAUAGAUUGAUAUGGGAACAAAUAGCCAAGAGCAUGAAAUUUCAGGAGGAUCUGAGGUAAAAUAUCAGGAGAUGGUAGAAAAUGAAGUUAGGGAGCCUAGGAAAGAUGCAACCCACAAAAUAACAGCAGAAAGUUGCAAAUCAACCAGCAUGGUCAUAAAGAAAGGUCAUGCAAUGAUUCCUGCUCACAUCAUAGCUGAAGCAAUAUCAACUAUCCGUGAAAUCGAUCUUAGAUGGUCCGGUCCAAUCACGCCGAAAGAAAUGGAAUAUGUUGAACAGUAUGUUCUAGCAAAGUAUCCAGAAUACUCAAGGUUGAUUGAAGGAGAUGGAAAUGGGAUAGACAUGUCUACCUUUAUCAUCAAUGAGGAGCCUUUAGAUGAAAAGGGAAAGUCACCAAGAGGAACUCCUAGUCCUAGAGACUCUUCUGUAUAUUCAUUUGGCAGUAGUUUACCUGAAUCUGAUAGGGCCAAGAUUCAAUUGGAAUCAUCAAGGUUACUUGAUAUUCUCAACAAGAAAUCCUCUUUCACCGGAAGCUUCAUCUCGAUCCCGGAAAUCCAAGCGCAAAAUAAGGUUUUGAAACAUUACGGUUUGACAGAUGAAGAGUACCUUGUUCUCUUCACUCCGGGAUACAAGGAUGCUAUGAUGUUGGUAGGGGAAAGUUACCCUUUUGUUAAGGGAAACUACUACAUGACGAUUCUCGAUCAAGAAGAAGAUUAUAUAAAGGAAUUUGCUUUUUUUAAAGAGUCAAAGGUGAUUCCAGCACCAAAGAGUUGGUUGGACUUGAGGAUUAAAGGGUCUCAGCUGAGCCAAAACUUUAGGAGGAGGUGUAAAAUCAGCCCCAAAGGGCUAUUCACUUAUCCAGCAGAUGCUAGUGGAACAAUGCAUUGGAUCUCAGAGGCUCAUAGGAACCAUUGGCAUGUGCUACUUGAUGCAUCUGCCUAUGUAGUUGGAAGAGAUCGGCUCCAUCUCGCGCUUCAUCGCCCUGAUUUUGUGAUCUGUAGUCUUGACAACAAUACUCAUUCCAAUAAUACUCAUUCCAAUCCUUCAAGAAUCACCUGUCUUUUAAUCAGAAAGGAGUCCUUUGACACCUCAGGCGCUUCAUCCCAAGUAGUUGAAUGAAUGUUAUUCGGAAGACAAAUGAAGUUUGCACUGCAGAAAAGAACCGUGAAUUUUCCCGGUGUACUAUGUAGAAUGAAUAAAUUAGUACAUACAAAUAGAAUACUAUUUAUUGGUCACUGGUUUGGAUGCAUAUGUAUUCCUAAAUCAACCAGGUUGUUUGUAUUUUUAUGUUUAAAUGAGGUUUUGGUUGUUUGUCUAUUGUAACCAAACCCCAUUUUUUCUUUAUCAGAUAAAUGUUUUCAAGACUUUUUAUUUUACGUCUUACCAUAAACCUCUUGGCACGAUCAAACAUCUCUUAUCCUGUUUUGGUAUAUGCUCUUUCCUUUUAUGCUU
Vicia villosa (hairy vetch) is the source of this 1920-nucleotide messenger RNA. RefSeq lists its product as uncharacterized. The transcript has 3 exons. Lineage: Eukaryota; Viridiplantae; Streptophyta; Magnoliopsida; Fabales; Fabaceae. The record is from RefSeq and is a predicted model, not a curated record. Bases 481 to 1587 code for a protein of 368 amino acids.